AUGCCGCAAACGCCGCCGAUGGAGCCGGUCGCGGAGCCGGUGCGCGUAUCGCGCUACACCGGCGCGAGCAGCAAUCCGAAGCACCCGUCCAAGAUGUCGGAGCCGCCGCUCAUGCCGAGCGCAGCCACGGACGAGUUUGAGGACGACGCCGCGGACGAGACGUCGGCGUCGGCCUCCCUCACGCCUCGCCCGGACACUUCGGAAGAGCUCUCACGCCCUGCACCGCCCCCCGAUCCACUGGAGCGCCUCAAGUUCGAGGAGCAGGUCGCCUCGACGCCGCUUGGGUCCAACACGUCCGACGGCCUGCUCGCGCUGCUGCGCGAUCACCCCGAGCUCGUCUCGGACGAGCUGGCAAAAGAGGCCGAAAAGAUACUCCCGAGCGAGGUCGCGCUGCCUGGGACGCAGCCGCUCAACUCGUACACCACGACGCCGCACGAGGCGAACAAUGUCACGAGCACCCUCUUUCCGGGCGAGAGCGAAACCGCGUCGCCCACCGAAGCGAUGCACGGCGGCCCGUCGUACGCGCUGCCCGAGGCGGCGCAGCCCAUGUUUCGCUCGCUGAGUGGCUCGGGCUCGUUGCAGCCGAUGCAUGUUGUCGGCUCGUCGCGCAACUCGAUCGCGACCCCGAACCUCGGCCAGACCGUCGGCAAGCCCGACAAUGGCGAGGAAGAAAAGAUUGUCGUUGCGAUGGUCGGCCUGCCUGCGCGCGGCAAGAGCUACCUAAGCAAUAAGCUGAUGCGUUUUUUGCGGUGGCGUGAGUACAAUGUCAAGGUCUUUAACGUCGGCCAGCUGCGCCGCGCCACGGCGCGCAAGCGCCAAGAGACCAGCGGCGUGAAGGAAGAGCAGACGGCCGCCUUCUUUGACUCGCACAAUACGAUUGGAAAAAAGAUGCGCGACGAGCUCGCGCACGAGUGCCUCGAACAGCUUAUUGGAUGGCUCAAGACGGGCGGCGGCGACGUCGGUAUUCACGAUGCGACCAACACGACCAAGGCACGGCGCCGCGAGAUUGCUGAUCGCGUCGCGAAAGAGCCGGGCAUGCGCCUCGUGUUUCUCGAGUCGAUCUGCACGGAUCCCAAGGUGAUUGCGGAUAACAUUGCAGUCAAGGUGUCGAGUGGUGACCCAGACUACAACCGCAUCAGCCCGGAAAAGGCCAAGGAGGACUUUUUGCGCAGGAUCAAGCACUACGAGGACGUGUACCAACCCGUGGACCAGGACGGCACCGAAAAGAUGUACACCUACUGCAAGAUUGUAGACGUCGGCCGCUCCGCGACGAUGAACCUGGUCAGCGGCUACCUCGAGUCGCAGAUCGCGUUCUAUCUCCUGAACCUACAUGUCACGCCGCGCAACAUUUUCUUCUCGCGCCACGGCGAGUCGCAGUUCAACGUCGAGGGCAAGAUCGGCGGCGACUCGGACCUGUCCGAGAACGGGUGGAAGUACGCCAAGGCGCUUCCAAAGCUUAUUCACGACAAUAUCGGCGACGCGCCUCUGACCGUGUGGCACAGCUCGCUGCGGCGUACGGGCCAGACGGCGAGCGAGCUCAACUAUCCCAAGCUCGUCUGGAACUCGCUCGACGAGCUCGAUGCGGGCGUCUGCGACGGCAUGACGUACGAAGAGAUUGAAAAGUAUUAUCCAGAGGACUACGCCAACCGCGACGAGGACAAGUUCAACUACCGCUACCGCGGUGGCGAGAGUUACCGUGACGUGCUCGUACGCUUGGAGCCCGUUAUUAUGGAGCUCGAGCGCCAGACAAACAUUCUGAUUAUCGGCCAUCAGGCUAUCAUCCGCGCACUGUACGCAUACUUCCAGGGCUACGACCAAAGCGAGCUGCCGUAUAUCAAGAUCCCGUUGCACACCGUGAUCCAGCUCGCGCCCAAGGCAUACGGAUGCGACGAAAAGCGGUACCAGCUUCCGAUCGAGGCCGUGGAUACACAUCGCGAACGGCCGCAGCACUCGUUGGCAUCGAGUGUCUCGACACUGAACCUUAACGACGAAGAGGAGGAGCGGAUGCGUGCGUCUACGAGCAAGCCACCUAGCCAGUCACGGCCCGAGCCAGAGAUCCAUAAAGUAUAG
Molecule: messenger RNA, 2070 nt
Organism: Malassezia japonica
Lineage: Eukaryota; Fungi; Basidiomycota; Malasseziomycetes; Malasseziales; Malasseziaceae
Gene: FBP26
Product: Fructose-2,6-bisphosphatase
Exons: 1
Coding region: 1-2070 (689 amino acids)
Biological process (GO): fructose 2,6-bisphosphate metabolic process; fructose metabolic process
Cellular component (GO): cytosol
Molecular function (GO): ATP binding; fructose-2,6-bisphosphate 2-phosphatase activity; 6-phosphofructo-2-kinase activity
Source: RefSeq, a predicted model, not a curated record